Messenger RNA from Xyrauchen texanus (razorback sucker), 4586 nucleotides. RefSeq names its product nuclear receptor ROR-beta-like. Gene Ontology annotation, cellular component: nucleus. NCBI's taxonomy places the organism in Eukaryota, Metazoa, Chordata, Actinopteri, Cypriniformes, Catostomidae. The record is from RefSeq and is a predicted model, not a curated record. Gene Ontology annotation, molecular function: RNA polymerase II cis-regulatory region sequence-specific DNA binding; nuclear receptor activity; zinc ion binding. Gene Ontology annotation, biological process: regulation of transcription by RNA polymerase II. The transcript is spliced from 10 exons. The coding region runs from base 209 to 1609 and encodes 466 amino acids.
CUUACCACACAACUGAAGAGUCCGACCACCGCGCCGCUCGCUCUCGUCCGCUUCACGCGCACCUCUGGAAUGGUUUUGCACAGUCGUCUUCCGCGCUGACGUUGACGAGACGAAACUUCAUCAUCACCGAGGAUCUUGUGUUUUGUUUUACUCUGGUUUAUGUUUGUUCCUUCAUGACUGACGCGUUCAGGAGCGAGUCGCCAUCACUAUGCGAGCCCAAAUUGAAGUCAUCCCAUGCAAAAUCUGUGGAGACAAGUCAUCAGGCAUCCACUAUGGAGUCAUCACAUGUGAAGGCUGUAAGGGUUUCUUUAGGCGCAGUCAACAGAACAACGCCUCCUACUCGUGUCCCCGUCAGCGCAACUGCCUGAUUGACAGAACGAACCGCAACCGCUGCCAGCACUGUCGACUGCAAAAGUGCCUGGCUCUGGGCAUGUCCCGGGAUGCUGUUAAGUUCGGCCGCAUGUCUAAGAAGCAAAGGGACUCCCUCUAUGCAGAGGUUCAGAAGCACCAGCAGAGGCUGCAGGAGCAGCGGCAGCAGCAGACGGGUGAUGCGGAGGCCCUCUCCCGUGUUUACUCCUCCAGCCUCACCAACGGCCUCAGCACCCUCAACCACGAGAUCGGAGGCACUUAUGCCAAUGGUCACGUCAUAGACAUACCCAAGGGUCAGCAGAAUGGUGCUCCCGGAGGCUACUACGGCAUGGACUCUACCCAGCCUAGCCCAGAUCAGUCUGGACUGGAUAUGACUGGAAUGAAGCAGAUCAAACAGGAACCCAUAUAUGAUCUAACCCCCGUUCCCAACCUUUUCACCUACGGCUCCUAUCCAGACAGCCAGCUAGCACCUGGAGUGUCCAUGGGGGAAUUAGACCGAAUUGCACAGAACAUCAUAAAGUCCCACCUGGAGACGUGUCAGUACACAGCAGAGGAGCUACAGCAGCUAGCCUGGCAGACGCAUUCCUACGAAGAGGUCAAGAUGUACCAAAGCAAGACACGGGACAUGUUGUGGCAGCAGUGUGCUAUACAGAUCACUCAUGCCAUUCAGUAUGUGGUCGAAUUUGCUAAGCGCAUCACUGGCUUUAUGGAGCUUUGCCAGAACGACCAGAUAUUACUACUGAAAUCAGGUUGUCUUGAAGUUGUGCUGGUCAGAAUGUGUCGGGCAUUUAACCCUCUAAACAAUACGGUUCUGUUUGAGGAAAAAUAUGGAGGCAUGCAGAUAUUUAAAUCUCUGGGCUGUGAUGAUCUGGUCAAUGCAGUGUUUGACUUUGCUAAGAGUCUGUGUUCACUGCAGCUAACAGAGGAGGAGAUUGCCUUGUUUUCUGCUGCAGUGCUCAUUUCUACAGACCGGCCGUGGUUAAUGGAGCCGAGGAAAGUGCAGAAGCUACAAGAGAAAAUCUACUUUGCCCUGCAGCACAUCAUGCAAAAGAACCAUCUGGACGAGGACGCGUUGGCCAAGUUGAUCAGUCGGAUCCCCACACUGUCAGCUGUGUGCACCCUCCACACGGAGGAGCUCCAGGCCUUCCAGCAGCUCCAUCCAGAGACGGUUAACAUGCUCUUCCCCCCCCUCUAUAAAGAGCUCUUCAAUCCUGACGCCGCUAGCAUAAUGCCCAAAUGACCGAACAAGUUCACACCCAAAUUUGGCAAAAAGAACAGGUCUUACAUUCAAUGAUCAAUGGGCUGACCCUGGAAGGUGUCAUUGACGCUGUUGAUGAGCAACGUGUCGCAGCAUUCAAGGCAUUUUGUCGCCACAAAAAAACAAACACUAGGAAUGUCCUGCAUUUCAAAAAUCCAACUCAAUUUCACCGGUACAGUCAUAAGAAUGUAUAUAUGCGCCAGCAGCAAAAGGCGCCUUCAAAUUGACAAGAAAUUUACAGACUUUAAGACAAUUUAAGCUGUCUUUAAAAUUGGGUAAGUUUAUUUGCUUGUUUGACUUCUCUUUUUUUAUGAAAAUGUUUUAUAUUGAAAUAAGGGUGGGGGAUUGCGUUCAAAAAUGAUAAAUAUGUAGUAAUUUCUCUAGUACAAAAGCGGUAUUCCAGUAUUAAAUCUCGUUCUGUUAAUAUUUUAGUCAUAAUUUAAAAACAACAGUGGCCUGAAAGGCCCAUACCCUGUCUAUGUAAUUUUUCCUAUUUUUUUUUGUAGAUGUACUUGUACAGAAUUUGUGAAGCUGAAACUAGUAUAAGGUUAACAGGGGACUAACUUUGCCUGGCCAUGUUUAAAAGCCUUGUCUGGGCUGUAUGUAUAUAUGUUUAAAAAGCACCACAACAUUAAUCCAACAACAAAGGAUUGUUGAGGUGGAAAAAUUGAUAAUGGACACUUUUCCAUGCAAAAGUACAGAGAUAUAUUUGACAAAAAAUUGUAUCAUGUCAGUCAUAGCUGCAAUAACAGAUACUGUAAUGCAUUAACUGCUAAAAAACAAUCCAGUCAAAUGUGACAUAAUGGGUAGCAAUCAGAACUGCAAAUCUAUAAUCCUGUUUGCUCUAAAUGCCUCAAAAAACAGUUCUUACUGCCACACUGCAAAAACUAGUACACUAGCAUUAUGCAGUAACAGUAUAGCCCUCUUUCUCUGGAGACAUACUAGAUACUGUAGCUACUCUAGCAAGCAAUCAGCUCUAUUAGUUACUGCCACUGACAUUUCAAGUCAACUCAACUCUUUUCUGCUGCCUCAAUAAAAGAUUCUCGUACGCAAGCAAUAAUGUCAGAAAUGUCCAGAUCAAGGAGUGAUCAAUGUAUAGUUUAAACACAAAUUAAUACAUCUAAAAAUCCCAUUAUUUUCCAUCGAAACCACGUAAACAUGAGUUUCAAAGAUGUAAAGUAUUGUGAUAACGCCAUCAAGUUAGAUUUGGGAUUCCUAGUGACGUUCCUGUUUCCUUGACUUGGACUUCUAGUCAAGAAAUAUUUAAGGAAUGUGUACAGGAUUUCUAUUGGAUUAAACCAAUCCUAAAAGGGUAAAAUGGAAUCUUUUAAGAAACACAUAAGAUUAUUCUUUAUAAACUGAAAUUCUGAUUAAUCAGUUUGUUUAUUCUUUAUGCAUUUUCUAAGCCAUCAAGUUACAUUGGGACAUGAAUAAAAUAAGUAAUCUGAUUUGGGGUUAGGUGAUUGGCCAACAAACAAUUUUAGCAAAGCAGAUGUAUAUAAGGCUGCAUUGACAGAGGUUUUUUAAGCAAGCAGAGAGGUGUUCCCAGUAACUCCUGGGAUAUACUGCUUAAAAACUAUAAAGCUUAAUGGUAGUGUAACUGACAAUCAUCUUUGAUCUUUCAUUAUUUAUUCGAAUUUCCAUUUCUCAGAUUUCAGUAUAGAACCAUUAAGUGUAGCUACUGUAUGAAGAGUGCACUGUAUAUCAGUCAUGCACUCAGAGUAAGUCUAAGAAACUUCAAAUCAUUCUCUGGUGAGUACAGUAUGGGUUUGGACUCUCUUGGUCCAAUAAAGUACCUUCUCAAACCACCAGAUGGAGAUGCUGAGUGUCCUACUCCCCUUCUCUUGACUUGUACUAAUAGGAUCUAAAGCCAUAUGUCAGUUUGUUAUUAAGGAAAAAACAUUACAAUAACACAAGUCAGGAGUUGACAUAUUCGGUUUCACCAAACAGUGAAUUUUUUAUCUCGACGCAUUUAUAUUGUGAAAUGCACUUGAAAGCACUUAACUAACAUGAAGUAAUAACUACAGAUACAUGGUAUGAAAUAAAUGCACAAUUAUAGACUGCUGAGAAGCAAUCAUUUCACCUUUUUCGAGUCCUCCUACUUAACCAAACGCUCUCAGCCCAACUUUAGGGAGUUUCGAGCCCAACUUUAUGUCAGUUUCCUGUUCAAGACAAUCAUUUCUGGGAGCCAAUAUUUUGGCAUCCAUCUCAGGGACUUCUCUUUGAAUAUUUUAAUAGAAAGAGAGUACUAUUUUAGAAAUAUGGACAUUUUUAGGGAAUACAAAUCUAAUUGCAAUGGUUUCUACAAAUACGAAACCUACCCAGACAAGGCUUUGGUGUGUGUGUGUGUGUGUGUGUGUGUGUGUGUGUGUGUGUGUGUGUGUGUGUGUGUUUGCCCAUCAUUGAGAGGCGAAAAAGGCUGAAUUCACUGGCUGGCCUUGCCACACUGCAUUGCUUGUAGCACGUCCCAGCAAACAGGUAGCUCUCACUCUCUCUCUCUCUGUAAAUAUCAAUGUGCAGCCAAGCACCAGCAGUGGUGCCUAUGCUCCAAAUUAAAGCAUUGUAAUUAUUAAGCAUCUCCUGAAAUGAAAUGGAUUUUAUGUAAGUUAGAUUAUUUAUACAGAGCAUGAAUAAGCUGCUCUCUAUCUGUUUCUAUGCUCAUUACAGAAAAUGUAUUCAGUCAGAAAUCACAUUUUAAACUUAUGAUGAAGGCUGUUUUUGUAUUAGACUGUGAAUUGAGGGCAAGAGUAAUUUGUAACUAUAUGAGAGGUUCAAUAUUAUUAGGUACUGUAGCAAUAACUGGGAGCAUUUACUACAGUCAUGUUUGCAUUGUAAGAUUAUUUUUAUUUUAUUAUAAUUAUAUUAUUAUCAUUAUUAUUAUUAGCCUAUUGUUGUUCAGUUAUUCUUGCAUGCUGGUUCAUAAUAAUGGAACCUUUGGGCUUUUGUGUUUUCUUAUGUG